This is a messenger RNA of Pristis pectinata (smalltooth sawfish), 3235 nucleotides long. RefSeq names its product intron Large complex component GCFC2-like. The coding region runs from base 52 to 2610 and encodes 852 amino acids. Gene Ontology annotation, cellular component: nucleus. Gene Ontology annotation, biological process: mRNA splicing, via spliceosome. Gene Ontology annotation, molecular function: DNA binding. The transcript is spliced from 18 exons. Lineage: Eukaryota; Metazoa; Chordata; Chondrichthyes; Rhinopristiformes; Pristidae. The record is from RefSeq and is a predicted model, not a curated record.
CCGGGAACGUGGUGUCGGCCGUGACCGUUCCAUUCGGCGAUUGUCUUCGGAAUGUUCCGCAAGAGUUCGAAGCGGAAUUUCCGCCGCAGGAAGAGCGAGUCGAGCGAGGAGGAGAAUGAACGAGCGCCCGGGCAGCGGACGGCCGUGUGCGCGGCUGCACCGCGCCGCCACCGCAACCGGGGGCUCGCCUGCACCUCCAAAUCUACUCCAGCUCCCGGCAGCCCUGCGAGGGCCUAUUGCACCAGCCCCAGCUCGGCCUCGGACAGUGGUACCGAGGAAGCUGCAGAGACGGGAGUCGAAUUUAAAACGAGUGCCGGGAAAGAGGCUGAAAGAGGCACCAGUGGUACUCGCGUCCGCGACAAGAGUCUGCUUAGCUUUGCCUGUGACAGAGAAGCGGGUGAAGAAGAAUUUAAGGUGAAGAAGACUGGAAACACCAUUUUGUUUGCACCACACUGGAAGAAAGAAAAGCAGAGUAACAUUGAAAAAGAUGAAAUUAUUGCAAAAGUGGAUGAGAAAGCUCUGCAAGACUUUGUACCAACAAAGAUUCAAAAAGGCAACUCUCUGGAAGAGGAAACAAUGGAUGUACAUACAGAAAGUGGAGAAGAGAUCAUUUCAGAAGUUGAUGAAUCUGAUACUUUCGGAGUUGCCCAAUAUAAAAUGCAAUCAGAUGAGAUACCAGAUGCUAGUUACAUUAAGGCUGCCCGUAGAAAGCGGCAGAUGGCCAGAGCCCAAGCUGACUUCAUUCCCCUUCACUCAUUAACAAGAGAUGAUACUACAGUCCCUGAUGAAGAAUUUCCAGUUAGCGAUGAUGAUCUUGAUGAUCAUGAGAAGCGAAUAGACUUCACCAAAGCACUAAGAACGCAAAGACAGAAAAUGGCAGAGGAAACUGGACUAAAUGAAAGUGACAACGAGAGUUUAAAAAGUGGAGAGGAUGAUGAUGAUCAGAAAUUAUGGGAGCAGCAACAAAUCAAAAGAGUAAAAGUGUUUUCGCCACAGUUUACUGAGCCAGUUAGCCGGCCAAAUACACUCAUUGUGAAUAAGAUGUUGGACAACCUGAAGAAACUUCCACCAGUCAACUUGGAAACUGUCAAAAAGCGAUUAAUCAAUAGAUUGGAAUCCUUGCAAGAAGUUCACCGCUCCCAUCAUUGUGAACAGGAAAAGAUCCAAGAAUCUGCUGAGAGUUCACGAUGCACAAUUGAACAUUUGGAAGCAGUUUCUGACUCAGGUCUUCGUUACCGGUUUUAUCAAGAAAUGCGAACCUAUGUUAAAAAUCUCAUCAACUGCUUCAAUGAAAAGAUACAUCUCAUCAACGAACUGGAAUCUGAAAUGCAUCAGUUACUGCGGGAGCAGGCAAGAAAACUUUUGCAACGCAGACAGGAUGAUGUUCAAGAUGAAUCAUCUGAUAUUUGGCAGUUUUCAAACAAAGCUGACAUCAGCAGUUGGAGCAACAAAGACAGUGUCAAAAAAAAACAACAGCGUAUUCAAAAACGAGAAGAAAGGAGGGCUCAUAGGGAACACUUAAGGAAGAUGGCAGGCAAGGAAGCAGACCAUCACAAAGGAAUGUCCAGUGAUGAUGAAGUAUCUCCGUCUGAUAUAUCUGAGUUCCACGCCAAAGAAGAUCACAUUCUGAAGGAAUCCAGGAAGAUUUUUGAAGAUGUACAUGAGGACUUCUACAGUGUUGACAGAAUUUUUGCCAAGUUUAGGCUGUGGCGGGAGAAAUUUCCUGAUUCAUAUUAUGAGGCUUAUAUUGGACUCUGCCUUCAAAAAAUCCUGAAUCCUUUAAUCCGUAUGCAACUGAUUGGCUGGAAUCCUCUUAAACAUGAUUACUCAUACUUGUCACAAAUGCCGUGGAUUUCAGCUCUGGAGGAGUACUGUCAUGUGGAAGAUGAAGAACUCAAGAAAAAGGACAAGUCUGAUGCAGCAUUACUUCUGACAGUAAUAGAGAAAACAGUCAUUUCUAAAUUGACAGGUUUUGUAAUUCAUGUGUGGGAUCCUUUGUCAUCCUCACAAACACGGUGUUUAGUACAAGUCUGCAGAAAACUGAAAGAUGAAUAUGAUGUGUUUGAAGAUGAACAAAGCAAAGCCAUGCAGGCUCUGAGAAAAAGUAUUGUCAUGAGAAUAACCAUGUCUGUAGAAGAAGACAUUUUCAUUCCUCUGUAUCCAAAAAGUGUUUUGGAAGAUCGAACAUCAAUCCAUUCUCAGUUUCAGGAAAGACAGUUCUGGUCAGCUGUGAAGCUGUUGGGUAAUAUUAUGCAGUGGGAUGGCUUGUUACCAGAACAGAUUCUACAGGACUUGGGUCUGGACAAACUACUCAAUCGCUACAUUUUAUUAAUCCUUCAAACUUCUCCACCUGAUCCAGAAAAUAUAGAAAAAUGUGAAAAGAUAAUAGCUUGCUUUCCCAAGUGUUGGUUUGAAAAUCUGCAGAGACGGAGUAGCAUUCCCCAAUUGGAAAAUCUGUGUAAAUUUCUGCUGCAGUCUAUACGUAGAAUAUAUGAAAAUGGUGCAACAACGCAAGAUACGGAUAACAUUGGAAGAGAAUCAAUAGAAGAAAUGCUGAAGAUGUUAGUCCUGAUCCAUGCCCUGGAACAAACGGACGACCAUCAUCAAUGAGUGUAAAUUAGAAGACUGGAAUGGAUUUUCCAAGGAAACUGAAAUGAACUCCUUGCCCACACAUUCCUCAAAGAUGAUACAUGAACAACUUUUUCCCUCAUUGCAUUGAUGUACUCUUUAGUCAACCAUGGUUCUUGGUGUCCUUUAAUAAUUAAAUCCCAUGUUUUUCAGUCUGAUUUUGACCCAUUUUAAUUUCCCAUGGCAUAAGUCUUUUGUAUAAUGUUAGAGCAGUCAGUUAUUUUAAUAGUUGAAUAAAACCACUGUCACACUGGUUAAUGUUCAAAUUCUAUAAUAUAGAAGUCAGGAUAAAUCCAAACAACCUAGACUUAAAGGUUCUCCUCAAAAACCUAAAGUACAUCAGCAUUUAUAAACAUCAAGUUUAAACAUCUCAUGCUUCAAUCUGUCAAGCAGAACACCAAUAGGGGAAAUUGCCAACCAUUUCAAACAGGACAAUUCGUUUUUGUCAGUGUUGGAUCACUUGUAACCAAUGUCUAAAUUCUGAUUCUAAUAUUUAAACAUGUAAAAUAAUCAGACUUGCUAAGAUGUCUUUUGAGUAGCCAAGUUUUGGAUUAUCUUUUUGUAAAAUAAACUUGUUAGACACAUCACUGUUGAAUAAAUGAUUUUU